Molecule: messenger RNA, 1533 nt
Organism: Radiomyces spectabilis
Lineage: Eukaryota; Fungi; Mucoromycota; Mucoromycetes; Mucorales; Radiomycetaceae
Product: glutamate decarboxylase
Exons: 13
Coding region: 1-1533 (510 amino acids)
Biological process (GO): L-glutamate catabolic process
Cellular component (GO): cytosol
Molecular function (GO): pyridoxal phosphate binding; glutamate decarboxylase activity
Source: RefSeq, a predicted model, not a curated record
AUGGUUUUCCUGACUAACGCUAUUUCUGAUGCUCGCCUCGAUAAGAUAAAUGAAAAUGGUGAAACGCACCAUGAAAGUGUCAAUACCACAGUAUAUGGUACCCAUUGGGCCUCCACGGAUAUUCCACGUUAUGACAUGCCAGAAGAAGAAAUGCCACCAAAUGUCGCCUAUCGAUUAAUCAAGGAUAGUUUGGCUUUGGACGGCACCCCUACCUUGAACCUUGCCACCUUUGUCACUACGUUUAUGGAAGAGGAAGCUGAGAAACUCAUGACCGAAAAUAUGUCCAAAAACUUUAUUGAUUUCGAGGAAUACCCUCAAAGUGCCGAACUUUCUAGCCGUUGCGUGAACAUGAUUGCUCGAUUGUUCCAUGCACCUAUGGAGAGCACCACCGAGGAGGCCCUUGGUUGUUCGACGGUUGGUUCGUCCGAGGCGGUGAUUCUCGCAACUUUAGCUAUGAAACGUCGCUGGCAAUUGGCACGUCGAGCCAAAGGCUUAUCCACCGAUAAGCCCAACCUGGUGAUGGGGGCCAACUGCCAAGUCGUCUGGCACAAAGCCGUUCGAUAUCUGGAGAUUGAAGCACGCGAAGUAGAAUGUACCGAAGAAUUGCUGUAUAUGGACCCCAAAAAAGCCGUAGACUUGGUCGAUGAGAACACCAUUGGUGUUUGUGCUAUCCUCGGCUCCACGUACACCGGUCAUUAUGAGGACGUCAAGACAUUGAACGAGCUUUUGGAGGAAAAGUGCGCCAAGGAAGGCUUGGACGUCAGUAUUCACGUCGAUGCUGCCAGUGGCGGUUUUGUUGCACCGUUUGUUGUGCCGGAUCUCGAAUGGGAUUUCCGCUUGAAGCGUGUGAUUUCUAUCAAUACAUCCGGUCAUAAAUAUGGAUUGACUUAUCCAGGUAUUGGUUGGGCUAUUUGGCGUAGCCCAGAUUAUCUGCCCAAAGAUUUGAUCUUCAAUGUUAACUAUCUCGGUAGCGAGCAGGCUUCAUUUACGCUCAAUUUCAGUAAAGGCGCAGCUAAUGUGAUUGGCCAAUAUUACGUCCUGAUCCGCCUGGGCCACAGUGGAUUCACCAAGGUCAUGAAAAAUUUAACAGCCACUGCCGAUCAUUUGGCCGAUGCUUUGAUUUCCAUUGGACGGUUUGAAAUAUUGAGUGAACGUGGCGGACGCGGUUUGCCCGUGGUGGCUUUCCGUCUCAAAGGCAACAACACAUUUGAUGAGUUUGAUUUGGUGGAUAAACUUCGCGAACGAGGCUGGAUCGUUCCCGCUUACACCAUGGCCCAUCGUUUGGAGUACAUGAAACUGGUGCGUGUAGUAAUCCGCGAAGACUUUUCUCGCUCUCGUUGCGAGAUCUUGGUCAGAGAUAUCGUUGCUGCUCUCAGUCUCUUGGAUGAAUAUGAUGAAAAGAUGAUCCAAAAACGCAGGGAAAUUCGUGACAAACAUUCUCAUCGUUCCAAGUACCGUCAUGCUGCCAUGCGUAUUGAUAAAUACAGCAAUGAGAACCAAGAACCUUCCAAGAAAAAGGGGCACGUCUGUUAG